This is a messenger RNA of Rhizoctonia solani, 819 nucleotides long. RefSeq lists its product as uncharacterized. The coding region runs from base 1 to 819 and encodes 272 amino acids. Lineage: Eukaryota; Fungi; Basidiomycota; Agaricomycetes; Cantharellales; Ceratobasidiaceae. The transcript has 4 exons. The record is from RefSeq and is a predicted model, not a curated record.
AUGAGUACUUCUCCAGUUACUCCUCGGUUCAAAUGCAAGCACUGUGGUAUCCAAUUUACAAAACGGAGCAAUUGGACCCGGCACGAAUCAAACGUGAACGUUCACCGAAAGCCACCUCGCCGCCGCCCAGGAGCUUCAAACGUCGACAGCGAAAACUCGGGGUCGAGCGCUUCAGCUAUGUCCCCAACGAGCUCUAGAGUUCAGAGCGCGCCCGCUCGGGAGCCCGAGGGUCUCUCAACGCGCCGCAGGAGCAGAGCAGCCGAAGCUGCGCAACAAAAACAGAUUGUAACUACUCCUCCAAAAGUAGAUCAAGUACCUAACGGUCUCAAAAUUACGAUCCGUGCGAGCCGUCGGAAGAGACAACGUUUGUCUACCUCUACAGAGCGCACCGUACCAGAGGUGAAGCCCAUUGUACCAGAGGUGUCGAUGACCCGCCCCGACCGGGCACCGAUCUCUCCGGCUCAACGCAAGAGGCAGCGACCCCUUCAGCUCGAUGCGCGCAAUUCGCAGUUCAAGAAAUGGGUCCGUAUUAUCCGACGGGCUCGUUGGAUACCCGGCGAAAACGCCCCUGGCACUCCGAACCCACUUCCGCGACAGCUUGUCAGGCAGAGGGCAAGGGAGUACGCGGCCAAUGGGGUAAGCCCAGGCUCUAAACUUCCGGAGGGAAUGGAUAGUAUAUAUGAUGUCGACUGGGCAGAAGUGUUGAGAACAUUUGAUAACUCAACUCUCAACGACGAGCCUUGUGCAGAACCAACUCCAAUCGAGGACCUCGGGGAAUCGUCUACAGACUCGGAUAGCAGCCUGUGGGAUUCUGAUUAG